Messenger RNA from Mesorhabditis spiculigera, 1467 nucleotides. NCBI's taxonomy places the organism in Eukaryota, Metazoa, Nematoda, Chromadorea, Rhabditida, Rhabditidae. The record is from the annotation of a GenBank genome assembly.
AUGCUAGUACGUUUGCGUAGUAAAGCCGCCGGCCUUGGCCUAUCUACAGUCCGAGGUCAUCAUGCCACCGCCUCAAUUGCUACGGAAGAGCCAGCAGGCCCGAAGAUGCUCACCACAUGCCCUGGCCCGAAAACCAAUGCUCAAAAGAAGUUGAUGGAGAAGCAUUCGAGCAUCGUUUCGAUCCGCUGCUUCGUCGACUUCGAAAAGUCGUUUGGAAACUAUCUGGUGGACGCUGAUGGGAACACAAUGUUGGACAUUUUUACAAUGAUUUCAUCCCUCCCUCUUGGUUACAACCACCCCGCACUGGUAGCCGCGACUCAGAGACCAGACUUUAUCACAGCUGCCGUCUCUCGCCCGGCCCUCGGUUCCUACCCCCGCAUCGACUGGCAUCGUCAUUUGGAUGGUGCCCUCACAUCAAUUGCUCCGAAAGGGCUUACGGCAAACCAAACGAUGCUCUGCGGCUCGUCAUCAAACGAGAAUGCUAUUAAGACAGCUUUUAUUUGGUACCAGACGCAAAAGCGAGGCGGUGCUCCCCCAGAUGAGGAGCACAACAAGAGCUGCAUGCUACAGGUUUUGCCCGGAUCACCGAAGCUCAGUGUGAUGGGAUUCCAUGGAGGUCUGCAUGGUAGGACGUUGGCGCUGUUAUCUGUUACGCACUCGAAACCGAUUCAUAAGGUUGACAUGCCAGUACUUGACUACCCGAUCGGCAACUAUCCACGCUACAAAUACCCGUUGGCUGAGAAUAAGGAAUACAAUGCCAAACAAGACCGGGACUGCCUGGCAGACGCUGAGGAGAAGAUCAACAUCUGGAAGAAGAAGGGCAACGACGUCGCCGCCGUCAUCGUGGAGCCCAUCCAGUCAGAAGGAGGUGACCACUACGGAAGUCCUCAGUUUUUCCAGGGCCUCCGCGACUUGACGAAGAAGUACGGCAUCGUCUUCAUUGUUGAUGAGGUCCAAACUGGCGGCGGAACUACCGGAGAAUGGUGGGCACAUAGCCACUGGAACCUCGACUCCCCGCCCGAUAUCGUCAGCUUUUCGAAGAAGCUGAUCACGGGAGGGUACUAUUAUGCUGAGCAUCUCAGGAUUAAAGAGCCUCAACGCAUCUAUAACACGUGGUGCGGCGACCCGACGAAGGUCCUGCUCCUGGAGGCUGCUGUAAAGGUCAUCAAAGAAAACAAGCUGAUCGAGAAGAACCGAGAGGUCGGGAAACUUUUCCAGAAGGAGCUGCUACAACUUCAGAACGAUUUCCCCGAACUCCUCUCCCGAGCUCGUGGACUUUCCACAUUUGCGGCUAUCGAUUUGCCGACAAUGGCACUACGCGACAAGGCUAUCGCCAAGGCUACAAACAACGGACUGCAUUGUGGCGGAUGCGGGGAGCGCUCGCUUCGAUUCCGCCCAUCACUUGUCUACGAGAAGAAGCACCUCGACCUCACUUUCGAGCUGUUGAGGAAAACCCUCAAAGACCUU